Molecule: messenger RNA, 1318 nt
Organism: Phycodurus eques (leafy seadragon)
Lineage: Eukaryota; Metazoa; Chordata; Actinopteri; Syngnathiformes; Syngnathidae
Gene: eif3k
Product: eukaryotic translation initiation factor 3, subunit K
Exons: 8
Coding region: 115-771 (218 amino acids)
Biological process (GO): regulation of translational initiation
Cellular component (GO): eukaryotic translation initiation factor 3 complex; cytoplasm
Molecular function (GO): ribosome binding; translation initiation factor activity
Source: RefSeq, a predicted model, not a curated record
UCGCUUUGUCCCUUCCGACUCUCUUUUCACUCAACCGGUGUCUCUUUUCGCUCCACGUGUAGGGAUUUAAUUCGUGUUUAUUGCCCCCUGCGCAUUCCACAUUUUCCGGAAAAAAUGUCUUUCGAGCAGAUGAAGGCGAACGUGGGCAAACUCCUGCGAGGAAUCGAUCGCUACAACCCAGAAAACUUGUCCACGUUGGAGCGCUACGUGGAGACACAAGCCCGGGAAAACGCGUACGACCUGGAGGCCAACCUUGCUGUUCUCAAACUCUACCAGUUCAACCCGGCCUACUUCCAGACCAACGUGACGUCCCAGAUCCUUCUCAAGGCGCUCACCAACCUGCCCCACACCGACUUCACGCUAAGCAACUGCAUGAUCGACCAGACACACCAGCAAGAGGAGCGCCCCAUCAGGCAGAUCCUCUACCUGGGAAACCUGCUGGAGACCUGCCACUUCCAGAGCUUCUGGACGAGUCUUGAGGAAAAUCGGGAGCUCAUUGACGGAAUUACUGGCUUUGAAGACUCUGUCCGCAAGUUCAUCUGCCAUGUGGUGGGCAUCACUUACCAGACCAUAGAUCGCCGCCUGCUGGCUGAGAUGCUGGGAGACCCUCUGGACACACAGGUGAAGAUGUGGAUGAACAAGUACAACUGGACGGAAACAGAGGACGGACAGAUCUUCGUCUUCAACCAGGAGGAGAGCGUCAAGCCAAAGAACAUCGUGGAGAAGAUCGACUUUGAAAGUGUGUCAAGCAUCAUGGCCACCUCCCAGUGACACACACACGUUGAAGACGCUCAUUUACACAAUUUUACACACAAUCAAAAUAAAUUUCGUUUCUGAUCGAGUGUGUACUUUUGAACAUAUUCACGUGAUGUUAUCUCGUCACGUGUGCACACACACACACACAGUCAUGAUACAAAAGUCAAUUGUUAACCCAGAUGAACAACAUGCAUCCAUCCAUUUUCUUUUCCGCUUAUCCUCACUCGGGACUAAACUGAAGUGAACACUAACACAGCCCCAUACCAUCGCAGAUGCUGGCUUUUGAACUUUGCGUCCAAAUCAGGCCAGGGUGGUUCUUUUCCUCUGUGGCCCGGAGAACACGGCGUCCACAAUUCCCAAAAACAAUUUGAAAUGUGGACUCGUCGGACCACAGAACACUUUUCCACUAUGCAUCAGUCCAUCUUAGAUGAGCUCGGGGUACACCCUGAACUGGUCGCCAGCCAUUCGCAGGGCACAUAUGAACAAAGAACCAUUCGUGCAAACAUUCACACUUAAGGGAAAUUUAGAGUCUUCAAUCAACCUAGCAUGCAUGUUUUUGGGA